Messenger RNA from Thalassophryne amazonica, 1804 nucleotides. RefSeq names its product E3 ubiquitin-protein ligase TRIM41-like. Gene Ontology annotation, molecular function: protein binding; zinc ion binding. Lineage: Eukaryota; Metazoa; Chordata; Actinopteri; Batrachoidiformes; Batrachoididae. The record is from RefSeq and is a predicted model, not a curated record.
UGUCCAUAAGAUGAACAUAAAGGAACUUUUCCCUCUUUUCCAGACAUGGCCACUGCCAGCAGUCUGCUGCCACAGGACAAGUUUGUGUGUUCCAUCUGUCUGGAGGUGUUUACUGACCCCGUCUCCACACCGUGUGGACACAACUUCUGCUUUACGUGUAUUUUCAAGUACUGGGACAACAGCGAGCUUUGCCAGUGUCCAGUGUGCCGACACCAGUUUCCCACAAGACCUGAAUUAAAAGUUAAUACCGUGAUGUCUGAGUUAGCCAGCGAAUACAAGGAGUCACUCCAGCUGAAAACCUCAACUCCAGACCAACGUCUUCCUGAAACAGCAGAUGUACUAUGUGACAUCUGCACUGAGACGAAGAUCAGUGCCCUUAAAUCCUGUCUGAUGUGUCUCAGUUCGUUCUGUGAGGUUCAUCUUGAGCCUCAUCUCAGAGUUGCAGGACUCAGGAGCCACACGUUGAUCGAGCCAGUGCUGAGUUUUGAUGAUAAACUGUGCACAAAACACAACAAGAUCACAGAAUUAUACUGCCGGACUGACCAGCUCUGUAUUUGUAUGUUGUGCCAAACAUCUGAACACCAGAGUCACGACGUUGUACCGCUUGAGGAAGAAUAUGAAGCAGUGAUGGCGAAGAAAGACGACGCACUGGCAAGUAUCCAAGAGAUGAUACAGACGCGGUCUGAGAAGAUAACAGAGAUUGAAACAUCGGUUUCUGUCACAGAAGCCGACAAAGAGAAAGAAGCCGCUGUGCAAGUCUUCACCGACCUGAUCCGGUCCGUUCAGAGAAACCAGGCCGAGGUGAUUGAGGUGAUCGAGGAGAGACACAAGGCGACAAAGCAGAAGGGGGAGGACUUCAUCAGAGAACUCAGGCAGGAAAUCACUGAGCUCCAACGAAGACGUGCCGAGCUGGAGAAACGGUUUCAGUCUGCAGACCAACACAGUUUCAUCCAGAACUUCUCCACCUUGUCGUCUCCUCUGAACAGUAACGUGGCGAGCAUUGUUGUUGACAGCAGUCUGUCUGUUCAGGCGGUGAGAGAAGCUCUGUGUGAGUUACAGCGGUCAGUUGAUGAAAAAGUGGAAGAGAUUUCUGAGAUCACACUGAAAAAAAUGAGAAAACAUGCAGUGGAUGUGACCUUUGACCCCGACACGGCUCAUCCACGUGUCAUCAUAAGCCAGGAUGGAAAAUGGGUCACCGGGGUAUCUAAAAAACAGUAUCUACCCAACAAUCCAAAGAGAUUUGAAAUUGACCGUGAAGUGUUGGCAAAGGAGGGGUUCACAACAGGGAAGUUUUACUAUGAGGUGAAAGUAACUGAGGAGUCUGGUUGGGUUGUUGGAGUGACCAGAGAGUCUGUAGACAGAAAGAAGAAAACAUACUUUAAUGAUGGAUUUUGGUGCAUUGGUUUGUUUGAUACAUACAGGGCUUAUGAUAAAACAAGAACUAAACUAACAUUAAAGAAGAUUCAAAACGUGGGCAUCUUUGUGGACUAUCAGGAGGGAAAAGUUAGUUUCUGGGAUGUUGAUUCCAAAUCUCACAUUUACACUUUCAGCGGCCAAAACUUCACUGAGAAGAUUUAUCCAUAUUUCUACAACGGGACAGAAAAUAAAACCUUGUCCAUAACUCCUGUACACCCCUGAAACUGAAUUACACUGAUCCUCCUGUAAACAACACUGAAAAAAAAAAUGUCUUGAACUUCUCAUCGUAACCUCUGAAUGUCAUCGUGUUAAAUCAACUCUCUUGGUGUUAAAUCAUCUCUCUCAUAGUGUAACCCAACCUUGUUUGAAAUGUGACUGAACACGUAGA